AUGGCCGCCCUCCAUGGCACUGAGCCCUCCACCAAUAGAUACAGCAACCGAUACUCAACCACACUGACGACAUCUCAGCAACUCAGACUCGCACAAGAACACAAACCUUCUACUCGCAAGCGUCUAUCUGGCGGACUCGAAAGACUCAAGUGCAAAGCGCGCAGAGUCUCGGCCGAAUUCUGCAAGUCGCUACAUCCACAGCAGAAGACGUGCGAAGAGCAGCUGCUCGGCGAAGAAGAUAUCACUCCAGUACAGCACCAUGCCCCUGAAGUGGAACUCCAUCUUUGCUCCGUCUCGGAUUGCGAUCACAUGUUCUGUCUCCCUGCCAUACCAAAAGACUAUGGUCGUUCUGUCGGUCACGGAAUCGAAGACGAUCACAGCUCGAUUGAUUACGAUCUGGAGUCUUCUGUACACAAGAGCGACGAGUGGCAGCAGGAAGACGCCUACGAGGUCAUCGAGCCGGAGAGCCCGGAGCUGCACGCUGAAGCAUUUCGCGGAUUCAGUGGUGCAUGGCCGCAGGAUCUACUGAAGAACAGCAGCCCUGUCCCUGGAGUUAUCUGGAACGAAAAGAAGCAGCAGGAAAGUAACUUGGAAGCCAGCUGGCAGACGAUCGGCACUUCUUCUCCGGGAUUUCUCUCAGGCUUUGGUCCUGACCCAGAACCUACCCAGUGGUUGGACUUGCCGCCUGAGGCCCUGGAGACUGCGGAGUGGCUUGGGAGGCUGUGGCGCUCGUUCGCAGAUGAGAGUGGUGACGGCGCGUGUGAGUGA
Cercospora beticola is the source of this 768-nucleotide messenger RNA. RefSeq lists its product as uncharacterized. The record is from RefSeq and is a predicted model, not a curated record. Lineage: Eukaryota; Fungi; Ascomycota; Dothideomycetes; Mycosphaerellales; Mycosphaerellaceae.